AUGGCUCCGCCACCAAGACGGCCAACUGCUUUCGAGGUUUCAUUUCCUGACGAUUUCUUGGUUGAGCAAGAGCUCGAACGGAAAGAGGCUGAGCUCAGCCGCAAAAGAAAAUUGGAAGCAGAAAGUUUAGCUGAGUCCUCGAAACUUGAAGACGCUUUUCGACGUCCUGAACUCCCGGCUCGGUUUUUCACUCUCCCCCCUUCGGCGAAUAAGUGGGUGGUGGAGGCUAACUUUCGUCCACCGGAUGAAGAUGCAGAAUCGGAAGUCAAGCAUAACGGAAAACCCGUUCGUGUCUUAACGAAUUUCUGUAUUUUCGAUGCAACGGAAGCAAAUCUCCUUGCGAAAGCCCAACACCAACUCGUUCUUCCUGACGCGGUGAAGCAGGCUGAUGCACCCACUCGGUUCGCUGUUGGGAUUUACUCCCUUUUUGAAGAUGUCGACGAAGACGUGGGGCAAGAUGAUCACGACCAAGAUCCCGGGUUCAUAACUCUACAUGACAUUUCGCUGUGUGCUGUGGACUAUGCAGAUGCUAAUGCACCAAUAUUCAUCGAGACCAAGUUGGCGUAUUAUGAACUACGGGACCCCUUAACCCAGUACGGGGAUUUAUGGGCCAACUACUUCAUGGCCCCGCGGCGAAUGGCUUGCAGUUUACUUGCUCAAGCGGCUGACCCAAGAUCGACAGUCUUACGGGGCACCCAUCAAGAGCAACAAACAGCUAUACCUUAUAUUCUGGAAGCGUUGGAGGAUGUCGCGUUCGCUCACCUCAAACAAACACCUUUGCUGCGGCAACUCCUCGGUGGCCAUAUGAACGACCGUGUAUUCCGACCUCGAGGAAGUCGUCCGCAAACCCGCUCCAUGGUUGGGAAUCCUGAUAUCGCGCUCCUUCGGCCAGAAAAUCAGCUUCAAACGCACGUGACCCCGCUGAUAUUGAAACUCGCCCGGCCAUAUUUCACGGAGCAGCUUCAUGUUAUUGGUGCACGGGCCCCGCCUGAGGAUACCAAAGCCCAAGCAGCUGCCGCUCGGAAUGUCCUCAAAGAGUUUAUGGAAAUCGCACGAAACCCACCGCCCUCCAUUUCGUAUCCAGUCACACAAGAGCGGAGUCACAGUAGAUUUGGGACAUCACACAUGUUCAGCGAAGCACGCAUCGGAAAUAUUCACUAUAGAGUUGGAGAGUUUGUUCUUGUGCGACGCGGCCCAUGGCGAGAAAUGCCAGCUGCUACGCUGGAAUUGGACCCUGUGAACGAUACGCUUCCCCGCAAAUUCUGGUUCGGCCGCAUCGUUCAUUUCAACUCACGCGACAAUUUUGUUCAUUUGCGAUGGUUAACUCACGGGUCAGAGCUCUUGCUGGGGGACAUGGCCCAUCCGCAGGAGCUGUAUUAUACCCUACUGUGUGAAGACCUCCCGGCUAGCUCCAUUGUUGCCAAGAUCGACGUGUCCAAUACUCCCCACACGAAACCUAACAGUUACUUUGCUCGACGUGUCUACGAUAGUCGGGAUGCGUCGUUCACUGACAUUGACCACGAGCUCGAGGAAAUGUUUCAAAACAGGCAGGCCCCGCAUGGUUGUGUGGACUGUCAUUUCUACGAAAAACGCGAAGCAACGGAACAGUGGAAACUCAUCCGCGAUGACCCCAAUAGUGCUGCGGAUGUCAAGAACGGCAUUUUAUAUCGUGGCUUCAAGUACCAUACGCAUGAAUUCCUUCUUUUUCGAAACGAAGCAGCUAAUGGCCCAGCACAUAUCGGAUACAUCAAGUCUAUUCUCGUUAAUCCACGCCAACUGACACCACAACUCGAACUCUGUCUGGUCCUCCGCAUAUCAGAGUUGAAGGAGAUCAGGAACGACCCCAACAACUUUGAUCCCGAACGGCAUCUGGUAUUGACCGACGAGCGCCGCAAAAUUCCUGUCACCCAAGCCAUUCGACCCAUCCACGUAUAUGCGUUGUCUUUCUUUCGAAACGCAGAUGAAUUGGAGCGAUGGACUCGCUAUUCGCCAUAUAACUUCUAUGUGCACUACCGGCUCCCAUCGCAGAAUUCCGACUCGCGGUCGACGUUAUGGCCAGACAGCAGGCAAACAAUCUCACCCGACACUUUCUACGUUUGCGAGUUUUGUCCCUCAGACAUGUUCCAGCUCCAACAGGCCGAAGAGAAGUUCGAUCAAGACGAAGCCAGCGAGGAUGUCGAUUGCCUGGAUCUGUUUGGCGGGACUGGAGCGUUUAGUUGGGGCAUUUCGGAGGGAACAAGAGGCUGGCUGAAACCAACCCAUCUCGUCGAAAUUACUCCCUCUGCAGCCCGGACUGCACAAAAGAACAGCCCAAAUCUUUCUGUCUACUGCCAGGAUGCUAACAAGAUUCUUGAAUAUUGCAUCAAAUCGUCCGAAUACCACACCAUCACCACGCCAGCUCAGAAUUGGGAUAACAAGACACCCGUUCCGCCUCCGAUGCGGGGAGGUAAAAACACGAAAAUGCGGGCGAUAUUUGCGGGACUGCCGUGCCAGUCACAUUCCGGCCUCAAUAUGUUCCGCAAGGCAGAAGACAAGAAGGGCAACCUGAUUCUUACGACACUGUCGUAUAUCGAUUUUUUCCGCCCCACUUAUGUGUUCCUCGAAAAUGUGCCUGGGUUCCUGCGGUUCAACUUGGGGGCUAGGCAAACCAGUAUCCAUACAGUCGAAGGGGGAGAAGACAUGGGCGGACUGGCAUUGACCUACCGUGCCUUGCUCGAGAUGGAUUAUCAAGUCCGAUGUGGCUUACUACAAGCUGGUUCAUAUGGCGCUGCCCAGAAUCGAAUCCGUUUCUUCCUUGUCGCGGCUAAAUCUGGGCACACCCUUCCGAAAUUACCACAACCAACCCACGACUUUCCGGUGAUCAACCAAUUGAGCAUCAAGCUUCCUUAUGGGCACAAGCCUCCGGACGUGACAGUCAACAAGUUCAAAGAGUUCGUUUUCCCUAUCAAUACCGCCAGAGGGAGAGCUGCGCAUGCAGCGGUUACAAUUGAGGACGCGAUUGGUGACCUGCGGGAAUUCGACUGGAAACACCCGAAUCCGCGCAAGGCUUCGCAAGAGCUAAGGCGGACACUGGAAGUUCGAAAGAACCUUGGUGUCCUGGCAAUAAAAUGCGACCGCGGGAAGGCGUUUUGUGGAUUGGAAGAGGCCGAAUAUAAGCACAUGCCCCGAACCAGUUUCCAAAAAUGGGCACGGGCCCGACCAACACAGAACCUCCAGCAUUUUACACGUUGUUUGCUCCCAAGAACCGUUGAACGUGUUAUUGCAGUACCACUGAAGAGUGGAGCGGAUUACCGAGAUUUGCCAUCGGAUUUGCGGGACGAAUACCAGAGCAGCCAUGCCUUGUCCUUCGUUGGUCGGAAUAUGUUUCGCGGAAACUUGUAUGGUCGCUUGAACGGGUCGGGAUACUUUCCAACAACGGUAACAAACAUCCACCCCACAGCCAAACAGAGCAAGGUUCUGCAUCCAAAUUGCCUGAGGAUGGUGUCCGUUCGCGAGCUAGCAAGAUCACAAGGCUUCCCAGGCAAGUCUGCCGACUGGUUUGUCUUCGAAGCGAAGAACAAUAAUAUCAUCACGAUGCAUCGACAAAUCGGCAAUGCGGUGCCUUUUCCAGUUUCACGGGCAUUGGGUAGAGAGUUGCGGUCGGCUCGGUUGAAAGACUACAAGAAGUUGCAGAGGGAAGACAGUAGUGAUGGUCCCGUCGAUCCGCACGGUAGCAUGUGCUGA
Messenger RNA from Mycena indigotica, 3723 nucleotides. RefSeq names its product Mitogen-activated protein kinase. The coding region runs from base 1 to 3723 and encodes 1240 amino acids. Lineage: Eukaryota; Fungi; Basidiomycota; Agaricomycetes; Agaricales; Mycenaceae. Gene Ontology annotation, molecular function: methyltransferase activity. The transcript has 20 exons. The record is from RefSeq and is a predicted model, not a curated record. Gene Ontology annotation, cellular component: nucleus.